GCCCUGUUGGUUUUGGGUAUACUUUUUUGUUUAUCUACAUCUACAUCUACAUCUACAUCUACAUCUACAUUCGAUUACAUUCUGGUAUACUCAAUUUCUCUGAACCCUUCAUCGAAGAGACAUUUCAGCUGUUACUCAGUUACUACUAUUGCUAUCGUUCUAUUCUUCCCUCUGGGGUCUCAUAUCGACUAUACUAUACUAUACUAUACCUUUUCCUAUACACCACCCCAGCUGGUAUACAACCACCACCAACAAAAACCAUACAAACAAACCAAAAACAAUCAAAAUGCCCUCCCCAACCACAAUGACCACAAUGACCUCACCCACAACCCCCUCCCUCAAAUCCACCACCACCACCACCUCCACCAUCCACCCCGACCACGACGACGCCGCCUCCACCUCCAGCGUCUCCUCCACCGCCUCCACCCUCCGCUCCCUGAAGACGAAAUACCUGGCCAAGAUCAAGUCCGCGACGCCGGACGCCGACUCCAAGGAUCACGACAGCACCGCAGCCACAAAGACAACGACGAAGAAGGAGAAGAAAACGGUCCAGCACACGCCCACGAAAGCCAGCAGCGCCAGCCCCCCCGUCAGGAAGGUCGAUUAUGAGACGUUGGGGACGUAUCUUGCUCUGCGGUGAUUCCCUACGUUUCUGGGAUGAGUUGGGGAACGGGAAAGGGGAUACAGUUGGAGUGGAUAUAAAUGCAUGCUUUGGGGGC
Aspergillus japonicus CBS 114.51 is the source of this 719-nucleotide messenger RNA. RefSeq lists its product as uncharacterized. The transcript has a single exon. The record is from RefSeq and is a predicted model, not a curated record. Lineage: Eukaryota; Fungi; Ascomycota; Eurotiomycetes; Eurotiales; Aspergillaceae. The annotation marks the transcript as partial.